UGAAGAACAAAGGUACACGAUAUGGGUACAUAAGUGCCGGAGAAUACAGACAAGUUGACAGCAUGGACCAUUUCACUUGCUCUCCCCCUCAACACGAAUCCGUCACACCAACAUGAAAGACUAUGCAUUCCCCUUCUUCGCCGGACUGGGCGUCAUCUUCGCGCUUUUGCCUCUGACUUGGCACUUUCGCUCCAAGAAUUACAGCGUGCUCUUCCUUCUGUCUUGGGUCGCAAUAUGGAAUUGCGUACUUUUCAUCAACUCUCUCAUCUGGUUUAGCACCACGGAAGCGAAGUGUCUGGUCUGGUGCGACAUUAGUGGCAAGAUCAUCCAGAUGGCCAAUUUUGCCGUCCCCGCUGCAACUCUUUGCAUCGCCCGCAAGCUCGAAAGCAUUGCUUCGACUCGCCAGGUUGCUUCCACUGACGAUGAGCUCCGGCGUCGAGCUCUUUUCGACUUGAUUCUGUGCGUUGCUCUCCCGCUCAUCUUCGGCGUCCUGACCAUCGUCUACCAGGGACACCGAGCUGACAUAUAUGAAGGCGUCGGGUGCUUCAUUCCCGUGUAUUUCUCGUGGCCCUACAUCGCGUUCGGUCUUGUGCCCUGCCUACUCGUGUCUUUUGUGUCACUUGGGUACUCAGCACUUUCAAUGAGAUGGUUUCUGCUGCGACGUCGUCAAUUUGCGGCUGUUCUGUCCAGCUCUGGCUCUAAUAUGAAUCGGGUCCGAUACCUCAGGAUGAUCUGCUUCUGUGCAGUUGACAUGGUGGUCACUAUUCCAAUAACGGUCGGCCUGAUGACUGCAGCUCUGGUUGACAGCAACGGAAAGCUCGAGCCCUAUACUUCAUGGGCAGCCGUCCAUUAUCAAUUCGGCACGGUCCUGCAAAUUACCGCAUCCGAACUGGACAUGUUCAGCGUUCAGCGCUCGCGUAUAGACCUUGGGCGUUGGGUGGCGCCCAUCUCGGCAUUCCUCUUCUUCGCUAUCCUUGGAUUGACGCACGAAGCCAGAUCGGAAUAUCGAAGACUGGCCUCAGCGGCUUGGCGUUGGGGAAACAAGAAGCCGAAGGAACGCCCAGCGAUCUUGGUACAAGUGCAGAGGUCUACAUUGACAGAUAGUGGGCUGUCUGACGCCGAAGCCUCCGUCGAGGCCAAGAGUUUUGAGAUGCAUCUAAAGUAGCUUGCAGGG
Messenger RNA from Microstroma glucosiphilum, 1174 nucleotides. RefSeq names its product pheromone receptor a1. The coding region runs from base 113 to 1165 and encodes 350 amino acids. Gene Ontology annotation, biological process: G protein-coupled receptor signaling pathway. The record is from RefSeq and is a predicted model, not a curated record. Gene Ontology annotation, molecular function: mating-type a-factor pheromone receptor activity. Gene Ontology annotation, cellular component: membrane. NCBI's taxonomy places the organism in Eukaryota, Fungi, Basidiomycota, Exobasidiomycetes, Microstromatales, Microstromataceae. The transcript has 4 exons.